Daphnia magna is the source of this 1566-nucleotide messenger RNA. RefSeq lists its product as uncharacterized. The transcript is spliced from 4 exons. The record is from RefSeq and is a predicted model, not a curated record. NCBI's taxonomy places the organism in Eukaryota, Metazoa, Arthropoda, Branchiopoda, Diplostraca, Daphniidae. The coding region runs from base 930 to 1436 and encodes 168 amino acids.
UCUAUAUGUCCAUUGCGUUUUACUUCAAAUUUUCACGAAAAUUUCAAUAUAUACCGAAUUUCAUCUUAGUUUUGUGUGAUUUCAUUAAAAUAUCAGGUUUAUCAUACCUAUGGUAUAAAGAUUUGCCUGAAUUGGCGGUAGACAAUCAGACAUAACUACACAAACGAAGAAAGAAACACUGCCGACACAGAAAUACAAUUCGCCGGAAUUUACACCAUAACGCUAUUAGCUCUAAGAGAUUGUUCGUUCGUAAAUACAAAUCAAUCCCGAAGGUCUAACCACCGUGGGUGAACGCUCACUCGACGCUCACCUUUUCACCCACGGGCCCUAUAAGGGAUGUGUUUUAAGUAUUAACACCACUCGGGUUUGAAUCAAAAUCAAUUGUUAUACACUACACUGCAUAUGGAGCACCACAGUAAAUACAACUAUAACACUUAGAUUCGACGCUCAACAUUCAAAUAUUCUCGGCACACUCACUCCCUUUUUGUCUUCUUACCUCUUUAUAACAUCCUUCUACAAGCAAGGCCUUAGGCAAUGCCGUUUCCCACUGCGCAACGUUCGAGUUUCAUCCCGAUCCGGAUUGAUUUCCAAAACGUCGAUUGCAGUAGCAUCCUUUCCUUUAUCCUUCAUUUCCUUACACUAUGUAAUAAGAAUGCCAGGAAAACCGAAUCACAGAAGAUGUUCUUCGCCACUUUCAAAUUGAGGACGUGGACGGCCCAGAAAGCAGCCUACUGUAGAUAGUGUAGAAGAUUUGAGUUUUGUCCAACAGGACAUUCUAAACGAAGAGAAUCAGAUUUUGUUCGAUGAAGCUUCUGACUCAGUCUCGCAGGCCAUUGACUUCAAUGAGAAUCAGGAUUCAGGCGUGCAAUUGAAUCAGGCUCCUACUCCAGAUUUGUCGACAGAAAAUCUUGCUCGAGCUAUUUGGUCAGAUGAUGAGGAAAUUGAGGAUGACGAAGAAGCUCCAACAGCUCGCAAGGAUCCUGAUCAACCACCCAAUACUAAUCCAAUUUCAGCUUUCAAGCAGAACUCAUUUCCUUCCUGGAGAAAAGAGUUCUUCAUGGAUUGGCGUUAGGUUGCAGACGAGCGAGUUCAUUGCCUUUGCAAAACGUGCCGGAAUUACUUUUCCACACCCUUCUCGUCAAGCCACUUUGGACCGACUCGCGACUCGCAUGCUGGUCACUGGAAACAUUCCCCUAAUUUUUUUUAGGAAUCCGGAAUGGAAAGAAUUUGUCAAGGUCAUCAUACCAGGUUACAAGGCCCCAACCGAUUUCACAAUGAGACGGCGUCAUAUAGGAGAAGAAUAUGACCGAAUUAAGAUGCUCGAAUGCCCGACGAAAAUAAACAUCGGUUCCCUUUACUGGCACCGAUUGCACGUGACAUAUUGGGAAUCCCUGCUACUUCGGCCAACAUUGAACGAUGCUUCAGCACAGCGCUAGACAUUUUUGCCAUAAAAUGUAUCAACAGGAAGGUUGAUUUACUAAAUAUGCUACUGUUCAUUACCCGGAAUAAAAACUUUAAAUAGUUGUCUAACUGUGUUCUAGUUUCGCAAUACAGAGAAAAAAAGUA